Molecule: messenger RNA, 1677 nt
Organism: Helicoverpa armigera (cotton bollworm)
Lineage: Eukaryota; Metazoa; Arthropoda; Insecta; Lepidoptera; Noctuidae
Gene: Cpr73D
Exons: 8
Coding region: 72-1589 (505 amino acids)
Cellular component (GO): chitin-based extracellular matrix
Molecular function (GO): structural constituent of chitin-based larval cuticle
Source: RefSeq, a predicted model, not a curated record
AUCUCCAUAGUUACCCUGAAUUUGAGCGAAUCAACAUAUCGUGUGUGAUGCAACACUAGGAGUCAGUGAAAAUGUAUUGGACUUAUAAAAGUGUGGUUGUGGUGUGUAUGUGUGCGGCCGUAAGGACUCAGGUCAUCCCGGGGAAGGCUAGGACCAGUGAUGGGGAUUAUAAUAGCGUGAAUCCUGAUGGAUCCUUUGAUUUUGGGUACGCGAACAAGGAUCGGGGAGCAAGCUACCAUUUAGCUCAUGCGAAUGCUAAUGGCGUGGUCGGGGGGAGGUUUGGAGCUAAGGAUCCGGCUACUGAUACUGUGAAGGAAACUGUUUAUACUGCUGGGCCUAGAGGAUUCCGCGCGAAGGGUCCCAACGUGCACAGGAACAUGGACUUGGACCAAAGACCCAGGGGGAACAUCGGCAACAAGGAUGACCCCUACUUUGACCCCAGUGAAGACCCCAGCUACUCCUUCAAGAUCGACACUAGGACAUACACGAAGAAUGAGAACGCUGAUAGCAGGGGCGAUGUCACUGGUCACUACUCGUUCGUUGACGACGUGGGAGAACGUCACGAGGUCUCCUACAUAGCUGGAAGGGACACCGGUUUCCACGUGUCUUCAGCACAUCCAGACAACCCGAGCAUCAUCGGGUCUCCGUUCCAUAGGGUGCCGUUGGUGAGAGGCGAGACUAAGGCCAGAGGCAGGACCGCUGUGCAAAGAGGAAGGGAUGGCUCUUAUAGGUUCAUAUCAGCUGGUCCGGAUCAGAGGCGAACUGAAAGUAGUGACUCACAAGGCAAUGUCAGAGGAUCGUACACAUUCUUGGACGACAAAGGUGUUCAAAGGACCGUUAACUACAUAGCUGGUCCCGGCAUUGGCUACCGCAUCGUGAAGAACAGCAACGACCCUUACAUUCCCCCCUACUUCCCCACCAUACCCAGUCAGUAUGACCCUGAGUUCAUCAACGCUGGCUCCAAGUAUGGUGCUGGAAGCCCGCCAGCUGCGGCCGCUGAUGAUGUUUUCAAAGGCCCAGACGGUACCGCAGCAUCAGGCCACGUAAAACCACCUCCGUUCCCAACCAGCGACUCCGACAGACCAACGAACACAGUCCCAGCAUCUGGCCCAGUACCCCCCGACUCUAGCCCGGCUGAUGGAAGCGAACCCCAGUACAACCCGCCUCCGAACUUCCCUCAAACCUCAGGCGCCGAUGAUGGAACCAUCAUAGAUGAAGACUCCACGCCCACAGGACCAUUCGGACCACCUCAGCCGACGAAAGGACCAGGCAAGCCGGGCCGGCCGACCAGCAAACCUUAUAGGCCGGCGAAGAAACCGUAUGUGCCACUAAAACCUUUCCAGACUCCAAACGAUAUAAGCGACGAAGUCAUAGAUCACGACCAUGAUAGAAACACUCCAGAGUUUGCAAUAGGAUUUAAUAUAAACCAUAAUAAGCCUGGUACUACGAUUAUUAGGAAUUUAGGUCGGGAUUACUUCGGCGUUCCUCCCGGGGUGUCGGUAAGGGCACAUGUUCAGAGUAUCGACUUAUACCCUUUUGGUUCUAAGCCCAUAUCGCCUGCUGAAGCGUUAGAAAACGAUCAGACGUAAAUUAUGGACUGAUCACGGUUUCCCUACAUCGAAGUAUUAUUUUUAAAGAUAUAAGGAUUGUAAUUUAAGCAAUAAAGUAUCUAUAAAU